Molecule: messenger RNA, 1258 nt
Organism: Cucurbita maxima (winter squash)
Lineage: Eukaryota; Viridiplantae; Streptophyta; Magnoliopsida; Cucurbitales; Cucurbitaceae
Product: gibberellin 2-beta-dioxygenase
Exons: 2
Coding region: 105-1100 (331 amino acids)
Biological process (GO): gibberellin catabolic process; response to light stimulus
Source: RefSeq, a predicted model, not a curated record
GAUGGGUUGAGAAAGGAAGGUAGAGGCAGAGUCCCCAUCGAAGGUAUAAAUAAUGAAGGACAUGAAGUGUUUAAGUUCACAACGCUUUCAUUCUAUAAGCCGCCAUGGUUGUUCUAUCUCAGCCAGCGUUGGAUUUGGAGAAAUAUUCUCUUCUCCGAUCAACGGGCAAACCCGCCGCCUCCGCAGCCGAUAUUCCGGAAAUUGACCUUUCAGACCCCAACGCUAAGUCCCACGUCGUCAAAGCCUGCGAAGAAUUCGGGUUCUUCAAGCUGGUAAACCACCGGGUUCCCGUCGAGUUGAUGACCAAACUCGAAGAUGAAUCCCUCUGUUUUUUCAAGCUUUCUCAGUCCGAGAAAGAUAAAGCUCGCCCGCCUGACCCUUUGGGCUAUGGCUCCAAAAAUAUCGGCUCUAAUGGCGAUAAGGGCUGGAUCGAAUAUCUCCUUCUCAACGCUAAUCCUCUCCCCCUUUUCUCCCAACAGUCCGAUUCUUUCCUCUCGGCGGCGGCGGAGUAUGUGACGGCGGUGAAGAAAUUGAGCGGCGAAGUGGUGGAAUUAAUAACAGAAGGAUUAAAAAUCGAGCCAAAAAAUGCGAUAAGCAGGCUUAUAAACGACGAGAAAGCUGAUUGUUAUUUCAGAGUGAACCAUUACCCGCCAUGUCCGGAAAUGCAAGCUGUUAGUGGACGAAACAUGAUCGGAUUCGGGGAACAUACAGACCCACAAAUCAUAUCACUGUUAAGAUCAAACAACUCAACCGGCUUGCAAAUCUGCCGGAGAGACGGCGUGUGGGUCUCAGUGCCGCCAGAUACGACGGCGUUCUUUGUCAAUGUCGGCGAUGCGCUGCAGGUGAUGACCAACGGGAGAUUCAAAAGCGUGAAGCACAAAGUGGUGGCGGAUUCCAGCAAAGAGAGGGUUUCGAUGAUUUACUUUGGGGGGCCGCCGUUGAGUGAAAAGAUUCGGCCAUUGUCGCAGGUUUUAGCAGAGGGGGAAGAAAGCUUGUACAAGGAAUUCACCUGGUGGGAAUACAAAACGGCGGCGUUUAAGACCAGAUUGGCUGAUUACAGGCUCGGUGCGUUUGAAAAGAGUCAAAAGUCUACGUUUUAAACUUGUUUCGUUGACCCAACUUUAUAAUUCUGUUCCAUAAAUGGUAACUCGAGCUUUUUUUCUUGUUGACGAAGGAACUAUUCGAUGACGUUCUGGUCGGUAGUUUUAUUAUUUAUAUAAUCCAACCUCUAUUAAUAAAAUACGUAUUAAUUAUUAUU